UUUGUGCGUGUCAGAGAGAAGUAUGACCGAAGAGAAUGUGUCGGAGUUGGACAGCAAAAACUCAGAAAGGACCUACAUGAACUUACCAUGACUUUCUCAAGGAAUCCCUUUUGCUCUUUUUUACUUCUUGCUUUGUUGUUUUUGUCUUUAACAGUUAUUUUGAAAAACUGGCACUUUGGUCUCCAGGAGAACAAACCUUUUGGUGAUGCUGGCCGCCCAGAUGGUCUAACGCCAGCGCGGGACAGAUUGCUCCAACAACUUAAGGAAAGACAACAAGAACUUGAGCUCUUGGACAUCACUUUUGAUAAUAAACAAGGCUUUAUGGAUCCAAGUUUCUCCACAAAUGACAGUGCAGUCUAUAUAAAUGGGAAAUUAAGUUCGGACAACCCAGUAACUGCUAAAACUGAUAUUGGCUGUGAAGAACUUAGUGGCAUCAAAGCUGUUGACUUUCUCGGUUCAGGUUACACUAAAACAGUGUUAAAAGCAGCAUUACCGCAAGGAUUAUUUGUGGCACUGAAAUCCAUAAACCAUCAAGGUACUGACAUGAGAUUGUGCAUGGAAGAUUUUCAAGAUUCCCAAGGCUGUAAUGAGCUAGUAUCUUUCAAACUGAGGAAGGAGAUUGUGUUAUUGCAGAGACUGCAGCACCCCAAUAUUGUAGAGCUGAAAGGUCAAUGUCAGGACAGCGCUCUGGUUGGUGGCAUCACAGCAGUUCUGGAGCAGGGGAUACCACUUCAGAUGAUACAGCUCCUGCAGAGCCCCUGGGAAGAGCGCUUUCGGGUCUGUCUUGGUUUAGUGCAGCUUCUUCAAUAUCUGUCUCACUCACCGCUGGGUUCAGUAGCCCUGCUGGAUUUCCAGCCUCGACAGUUUGUUAUGGUGUCAGGAGAACUCAAAUUAACGGACUUGGAUGAUGCAAGUAUUCAAGAACCGGCCUGUCAAGAGGACUCAGACUGCCUGCUGCAGUUUCCCCUCCGCAACUUCACCCUCCGAUGCUCCUUCUCUAGAACCUGCGAGGGCUUGAACGAGAUGAGGAACCUCUACAAUGCCUACAGGUAUUUUUUCACCUACCUACUGCCUCAUCAAGCUCCCCCACUGCUGAAACCUCUUAUUCACCAAAUAAUGAACUCCACAGGAGAGUUAAAGCAAAGCAUUAACGAAACCCUGGUCGCCUUUGAAGAGGUUUUGCAUAUGUACAAAUCUGGGCUGCACCUGGAGAAUUUGCCCCCAUCAAUAACCAGAGAUUAUGCUGUCCUGAAAGGAAUGAGGAGUGUUGCAAAUAUGGAAUACAGAUGCUGGCCGUCAUACAAGCAGCAGGGCUGCGUGCUGUCUGUGCACAGUGCCAGAGAGGCCGCGCUCAUCUGCAGUUCUCAUCCACAGUGCACAAGCUUCUCUCUCAGUAGUGAAAAAACAUGGACAGGUCGACUUCUUGCCUCUUUCAGAAGUGGCUUCAGCCAUCUGGUUCCAGAUGUGAACUCAGCAGUGUACAUGAGGAGGGUUAAAGCCUCGGGAGCAGUGCUUUGAGAAAGCCAGAGAAACUGAGGGGGAAGGGGACAAUUUUGAGACAAAUGAAUGUGUUAUAUUUAUAGGCAUCUUACUGAAUGGCUGUUUGAUCUUCCUGCCAAUCCUACAUGCUGCCAAGGAGCGGUUAAAAGGAUUUCCCUUCAGGUAUAAUUAACCUGAAGAAAAAAAAAUCAGCAAGAAAAAUACAGCUUUUUAACUGUUCCUCCUGUCUUACGUUCACAUGGCACGGUCCACUGCAAGGACAUUGAGCCUAUUUUUCACUGGCUGAUGCCUGCAGGAGGAAAAAGAAAACAAGCUCUUUCACAGAUUUACUUUGAUGUUAAUGAGGCCAGAAGUUUGCAGCAUUUUGCUGGAUGCCAGUAUGUGCCGAGAACCAUGUCAAUAGGCGGAAAAGUGCUGAAACCACAAAAGCGCAGGAAUGUGGUGAGCGCCAUUGUCCUUUCUGCAUUAACUGAUAGAAAGCUAGAUAUAUCAGAAGAAUGCCAGACUUCAUCCCAUGGGUGUGUCCGUUUUCUUGUUCUUUCAAAGAAAGAGAUUUGAAUGUUAUUUGUGUGUAUAUGUUCGUUCUCCGUUCUGUGUUUUAUUUUAAUACUUUUUUUUAAAAAAAUACAAACUAAGUAAUAAAAGAAUUUUUUUCACAGUUUGUCUCUGUGUUUCAUUACUAAGCACAGUUUAUUUAGCACAUCAGCGAAAAGUCACUUUAACAGAAACCUUGCUGCAUUAACUACAUCACAUUACCAUCUGAAUGUUAUCAGUGCUUUCUGUUAAUUCACUUUUCAGGUGUGAAAUCAACUGUCGGUCUUUCCAUUCUCCUCUGCUUGCAUUUUACCAGCUAUUUCUGAGGAGACCUCCAAGCACAAAGUUUACACAAAACCUUUCCACCGCAUACCAAUAAAUCACUUGGAGGGUCAUUAUAGUUGAAUUGUUACAUGUAAAUGCAGCUUGUUUGAGGCCCCUUUCUCAUGGAGGAGCCCCAAAACAAAGGAGCAUUAAGAACAAUUAAAGUAAAUCUGCUGUUAGCACACGAAUGGGGCUGCCAUCUGCCCUAGUUAGGGGUUUCCAUUCAUGACUACAUAGAUAUGCCCAGAUAAGCCCAGCUAUGGUUUCAGGGGCAGGGAAUGUUUAGGUGGAAGCCAUUGUCCCUCUUGCAUUGCCCUGGAGCUCCUUGGGUUUGGCCACUGAUAAGGUCUUAUGCAAUUAUUUAACAUUAUCUGAAAAACUUGACAUGACUUAAUGCAGAGUAGUAGUUAAAGAAUUAUCCAAGCAUUUAAAUCAUGUGAUCGUGAUGUGAUUC
Molecule: messenger RNA, 2812 nt
Organism: Cyprinus carpio (common carp)
Lineage: Eukaryota; Metazoa; Chordata; Actinopteri; Cypriniformes; Cyprinidae
Gene: pkdccb
Product: protein kinase domain containing, cytoplasmic b
Biological process (GO): protein phosphorylation
Molecular function (GO): ATP binding; non-membrane spanning protein tyrosine kinase activity
Source: RefSeq, a predicted model, not a curated record